Hypanus sabinus (Atlantic stingray) is the source of this 3311-nucleotide messenger RNA. RefSeq names its product MAP7 domain containing 3 (gene map7d3). The transcript has 19 exons. The record is from RefSeq and is a predicted model, not a curated record. Lineage: Eukaryota; Metazoa; Chordata; Chondrichthyes; Myliobatiformes; Dasyatidae. Bases 69 to 2678 code for a protein of 869 amino acids. Gene Ontology annotation, biological process: microtubule cytoskeleton organization. Gene Ontology annotation, cellular component: microtubule cytoskeleton.
GCUCCACCUCCCCUUCCUCCUCCCAUCCCCAUCAACUUGCUGCGCAUGCGCGGCCACUCUGAGGCAAGAUGGCGGAGGGCGCGACGUCUCUGAAGGAGUUGCGGGCCCAGUACGUUGCUGCAGCCCAAGCACAAGCAGAUGAAAGAAGAAGCCAAAGUGUAAAUAGUCCAAUCCUUGCUGAUCCAUCACCAGUCAUUGUGAAAGCACCAACCAAACCAGUAAUAGAUGGCUCCAUGUUGAAGACUGUCGAGAGACAGAGACUAGCCAAAGCACGAAGGGAAGAGAAGGAGAAGGAGAUGGCUGCAAAAGAGUAUCAGUUGCUAGAAAAAGAAAAGAAAGCGCGACUUCAGUACGAAAAGCAAGUGGAAGAGCGACAGAGGAAGUUGGAGGAACAACGGCAGAAGGAGCAGCAGAAGCGAGUAGCAGUGGAGGAAAAGAGAAAACAGAAGCAAGAAGAAGAAAAGGAACGGUAUGAGGCUGUGAUGCGACGCACCAUAGAACGGAGCCAGCGUUUAGAGCAGAGACAGAAAAGGUGGUCCUGGGGAGGAGCUGUGUCAACGGAGAAGGAAAACCCCAAUGGUAAAUGCCCCUCUUAUACAGGUGAACUUGACAGUUCCUUAACUCCACCUCUCAGUUUGUCAGAGUGCCCCCCUCCUUCCUCAGACCCAAAGGCUUCCACUGAAGAUGUUUCUGCUGCAGAUAAACGCUCUCCUUCCAGAGCAAAUCCUACAAAACAAGGAGGAUCAGUAAUGACUAAGCGCUUAUCUUCAUCCUCCACAGCUCUGCUCAACUCUCCUGACAAAGGCACAGCAGAUAAGAAGAGGAGCUCCUCACUAAAUAGAUUGGCCAGUAACCCUCGCUCAUCUACUCCUGUAGACAAACUCUCAAGAGAAGAUCUUCAAGCUCGACGUUCGCAGAACAGUCCUGUAGAGAGUAAUAUAAUCAACCGCUUGCUAAUGCCCACACAGUCGUCGUUAGCUAGGAGCAAGAGUGCUGCUGCUUUACCAGAAGCUGGACAAAGUUCUGCAGAGUCUCACCUCUGUACUCGUUCAGCUUCAGCUGGCCCCGUGAAAUCGCCCAUCAACCCAGCCAACAAGCCUCUGCGUAGCCGUAGCUCUGAUCGACAGAACUCAGUGGAUGCCAGCGCUGGAGGGAUGACACCAGUUCUGGCCAUGCAGAAUCAAAUCAAAGGAAAGCACCCUUCAUCUCCUGUGGCAGCAAGCCGUAGACGGUCUCCAUCCCCAAAUAUAGCGAAGAGACCCCCAUCGCCAUCAAACCCAGGCACCAGGAGACCCCCAUCGCCAUCAAACCCAGGCACCAGGAGACCCCCAUCUCCAAAUACAGGCACAAGGCGACCCCCAUCACCGUCAAAUUCAGGAGCUCGGAGACCCUCUUCACCGAAUACAAGCACAAGGAGACCUCCAUCACCGAGUACAGCCACAAGGCAACCCCCAUCACCAUCAAAUCCAGCAGCUCGGAGACCUUCUUCACCAUCAAACUCAGUAAUGAAGAGAUCAACUUCACCAUCGAUGGUCAAAUCAAGUCCAAAGAACUAUCCUUCUCCUCCCAGCACAUUCAGACAGCAUCCUCCGUCCCCCACAUCUGUCCAUCGACCUCUGCCCAUUCACCGACCUCCGGCUACCUCCACAACCAAAAAGAAACCGGAGAAGGAAACAAAACCAAAGCAAAAAUUGGAAGUCAGCGGUGCAGAAAAAGACUCCUCAACAUCAUCGAGCAAAUCCAAAGAUUCUGAGCAGAAGCCAGCAGGGACCACAUCUGCUGAAGAGGCUGUCAAAAUCUUGGCUGAGAACAGGCGCCUGGCUCGUGAGCAAAAGGAGCGUGAAGAACAGGAGAGGCUACAGCUAGCGGAAGCUGAGAGGCUCAGGAAAGAAGAGCUAAAGAAGAAGGCAGCUGAAGAGAAGCUUUGCAAAGAAGAGGCAGCUCGACUGCAGAGAGAAGAAAGGAAACUUGCAGAAGGGGAGAAUCAGAGAGAAGCUGAAGAGGAAAGACUCUGCAGGGAACAUGAGGAACAGGAACGCCUUGCAGAUCUGAGGCUUCAGAGAGAAGAAGCAGAAGCAAGAGAGGCGGAGCGGCAGAGACAGGAACGGGAGCGAAUCAUGCAACAGAACGAGCAAGAACGGCUCGCCCGGAGGAAGAGAAUUAAAGAGAUCAUGAGGAGAACCAGGAAGGAUGACCAGGAACAAUUAAAGACUGAAAGGGUGCAAGAUGAGGCAGCUGAAGAGAGCGGUGAGGAUGAGCCAAGGAAUGGGGAUACAGAUGAAGUAGAUAGCACUAAUGGAAUCGAUGAGCUUCAAGACCCAUCUCAUGAUUGUGUGGAGUUGACUGAAGCUGUAGGAGAUGAACCAAUAGGAUUAAACGGUGUCAACGUAAUCGAUAAUAUUGCAGUGCAUUUGAACGAAGAGUCAGUGAUGGGUGUAAGAACUCUGAACAUCUUGAUUGGAAUUGCACUAAUACAUUCAGUAUUUUACCGAGUGCUGAAGGCCUUGUUACAUGAAGCUGCUUAUAGAGGACUUCUCAGUUUGCGCAGGAGAAUUAAUGAAUCCGUCACCAAGGUGAAUUGUCAUGUAGGAUGCUGGUUUACACCGUUCCAUAUUUCAGGAGCUUGCUCCUUGACUGUUAAACUUCUGGUAGAUUUUCCUAACCUGUUUUUUUGUUAAUCUCUCAAAUUCCUUUCCUAACUCUCUUGUCAAACGAGUUAUUUGGAUCUACCUUUAUUUUCAUAUUGAAUUAGCUCUGGUUUGUCACCCUCGUCACACAGGAAUAAGUUUGUGCAGAAUGAAUAGAGCUUAUCGUUCUGUGAGCAAUUAAUCCUGUUCAUUAAAGUUAUUAAUGAUAACAUGACAGUAAUGAACCAGCUGUGGUUCACAUAAAGUGAUGGAGCUGAAAAAGUGUUGCAUUUUAACUUUUAAUGGUUAAAGUGUAAUGGCUUGUCUCACCUCAGUGAUUAUUCAACUGGAAAUGUAGGUAAUUAUGAUAGGAUGUAGGAGCUCGAUAACAUUCACUCCUCACACUUGCACCUCUCCACACCGAGAUGUUUAAAUAGACUCGACUGUGGGAGAGCUAUAUUGGGAGUGGGACAAAGUAACAUUGAAUUGGGAGAUGCGUUUUGAAGGAAUAUUGUGAAAAAUGGUGGAGAGCAGUAAUAUGAAAGAAUUAGUUGAAGGUUAUUACGUUUCCACUGUUUAAUGUUGUACUGAAAUAGAAAUUGUGAAUUAACGGAUUGUUUAAUUGGCUCCUUUUUUCAGUUUCAUCCUUCUAGAAUAUUCUAUUUUUAAUAAGCCUGCACUAAC